AGACUUGUGAUUAGUUUACGUUACACUCUACAUGUAGCGCGUUUCAACCGGUUGAUUUGUACGCACAGGAAAUUAAGCGACGCUAUAAUUUCAGUUGCAGGCAAACUCGUGAUGUACUUGUUUGUUCACAGUUCAACAUAUUUGCCUUUCUAAAGUUAGAAAAUCCAUCGUUGACGCCGAAUCGUCGAUUAAACUUGCUUCAAUCUACCGGCGAAGAAUCAGACAGUAUUUUUACUCCUUCACAUACUACAGCGGUUUCUGAAUGGUUUUAAUGUGGACGUUCACAAUUAUUUUUAUGGUAAAAGAGACUACGUCUUAAAACCAUAAAGAGGCGUCACUGAGCUUGGAGGCAGACGACUGCAUCUCCAUUGUUGUUUUUCUCGAUAUUUUUAUUAGAACGUCACUUGGUCUAAUAUAUGCACUGGCAUAAAAUAACAAAACAAAAACAACUGACCUUUCUGACUCGAUCAGAAGUAAACGAUCUGCUGAAAACAUCAACAAUGUAUUCCGUUAUGAUGUUACGAAGGUAACUUUGAUCAGACGCGGAAACUUAUGAGAGAGAGGUAAACAAUGGAAAGACCUCGCCACAGAUCAUUGCAAAGGGAAAUUUUGAUUCACGUUUCAGAGUUUCGUUCGCGCUCGAAGGACCCCUUACUCAGACAACGGUCUCGGUCGUUAGGAGAAGAAGAAAGCUUGAAUCCUCCAAUUAAUAGAAAAGGGCUUCAUGUUAAGCUUCCCAAACAGAGUCCCAGAUCAUUGAACGGCAGUGCAACUUCAUUGUCAUCACUGGAUACCACAGCAGGGUCUCACUCUCCAUCUUCUCCUCGAAACAACAAGACAUUAGUAAUUCACAGAUUGUUUGGAAGGAACAAAGAGAGUCAUGGUGCACACAGUGGAAGAGAAGAUUCUGAGAACGAGGAUGGUGGCUUGCAGUUGAAGUUGAAUGUACCAACAACAAGGAACAAACAAUUCUCUAAAGUCCUGGCUGAGAUCCGAGAAAGAACUAUGCCCUCGUCGCUCGGCAGGCGCCGCAGCAAAACACAAGAGUCUUCGACAUCAGACUCCCGUAACAGCGCUGAUAGUGAUGGCGGACAAGGUCGGCCUCGGGGUGCUGCUUCCGCCGUGAGCUCUUCUAGUGGUACUGGGUCAGAGAUUCAAACGAGAGGGAGAAGCGGUACAGCAUUGUCCUUGAAUGAAGAUGACUCUGGCGAAGUAGAUUCGCUUGAUGGAACGUUUAGUUCUCAAGAUAAGGACUAUGAGGAAGUGGAUGGGCAGAUAAUCGACUCAGAGAAACGUAAACAGCAGGUGGAGCACUUGAAUUUCAAGAUAAGGAUAACCAAGGAACAGAUUCGACAGUUACAGGAAGAGAGAGAUGAGUAUGUGAAAGAGUACCUGGAAUCGACGGAAGGUGGCUCACAAAAAUCUAAAGCUGUCUUCGAGAAGAAAAACCAGAAAAAUAAUACGCUUGUGGCUCAACUACAGAAAAAACUGGAGAAAUAUCACAACACGUUAAUAGAACUGGAAAUGAAUGGUGCAGCCCCAAGCGGACACAUCGCUAAAGAAGUGUUCAAAGAUCGAUGGCCUUGAAGAAGAACCGAACAGUUCUUUAGGUGAAGAGGGUUUUGUUGGAGAUUCCAACCUUAGUCCGGCGAGAUACAACAGCGACGAGGAUUCGUCGAGUGUAGCGUCAGCUACGCAUAUUGGGGGUCCAGUCCGCGGUAACAGCCCACGUCAUAGCCUCCCCCCCAGUCCUCCAACGUCAUACGAGCAGGAUAUAAGCGAACUGCGUGAGACUAAUACCAGGCUGAAAAAACAAAUAGACAACUUGACGCUUCAGUUAGAUAUUGUGGCUGAAUCACUCCAAGAAGAAAGAUGCAAAUCCGAGCAACUGCGAGAUUCACUAAAAAGCAUUACAACGGAAUGGAACGACGUGUCAGAAUUACGUCAGAACGAGAUGAUAACCGUGAAACAAGAGCUUGAAAGAGCCGAGGAGCGGAUUGAACGAAUCGAAUACCGGUCAGCGGAACGAGCAAACGAGAUCGAGGAAGCGCUGGAUUCUUACGUCACAAGGGUUUUAAAAAUAGAAGCCUUUCAACAGCAGAGCCAACAGAUGAUGGGGCUGGAUGAUUACUUUGAUCAGAGUGCUCAGGCUAAAGCGCUUUUAUCGAAAUUUCUCACAGUGGUGCUCGCCAUUGUACAAAUUAUACUUAUUAUAUGCACGACGUUAGCCAGAAUAGUUAUUCCCUUCACAAGAACAAGGGUUCGUAUUGCAAUAACAAGUGUCGUUGUUUUAUCCGUGGCGUUGUUAUGGAGAUAUCAAGAGAGCGAUAAUGUGCGUAUCGUUAUGGAUAGCGUCUCAGGACAGUUCACAAUAAUUAAAGACAGACUCGCAUCUCUUGGAAGUCCAAUUCAAAACUUCGUGAGAAAGAUAUAUCAGAGAGACAAGUCAUGACAAAGAUGUGUGUGACGUUGCUGGCAAAAGUAACAGAGGACUGGAACUUACAAGAUAAAUGCACAAUUUAGUCACCUUUUAUUGUUAGUUUUUUGGUCAUUUUUGUCGAGCUUUUUUAUCUGUUGGAAGAAAAAUCAAGAAAGAUUUGAUAUUCAGUAUAACCUUCACCGACAGGAGUACUUCUGUGGAAAAGUAAAACGGGCCUCUCUUAUCCUUUUUAGCACGUAGAUAUCUUCUAUGUGAUGGAUUUUUAGCGAUUUCUUUGUUAUAUACUGUAUUUCACAUUUUACAUGCACACACGCCGCACUUAAAAUUAUUCCCAGCAACUUGGCUUGACUUAUUUUUGUGGUUGCGGGUUUCAGCACUAUUUUCUUGGCUAUUUAGUGGCUGCCUGUCAGAUCACUCACCGUCAAACACAAACAUAAAAAAAAAUAAUACUAAUUGUAAUUAAUCUAAUUUAUUUUUCUCGCUGGUCCGAAGAACAGAAUCAUAACAAUGAUUUUUACAAUGAGAGGGUUAAUCUAUUUAUUUAUAUGAACGAGAAAAUUCAAUUGCUUCGCUAUUAAGCACUAUAUGAAGCUGGGAUCGACGAAUGAAUUAAAUCUAAGCCGUUAAUUAUUGUGGAGAAAGUUUAGUGGUCGUUUAGACCAUAACCCAAGUUAUAGUCUUUCCUAAGGCUAGUCGCGUUGGUAGCACGCGAGCGCACGAGAAACCUCCACGCAAGGGUUGCCUCCGCGCGCGGAUGUAACUAAACUUGGCAGUGGCACUGGACAGUUUGUCAACUAAGCAUUCUUAAACAGCUUUUACUAGCCACUAGUGCUUUGAACUCAACAUAACUGAAUAAAUUAUCUGUACCCUUCUGGCAGGGGGAUUAACGAA
Messenger RNA from Stylophora pistillata, 3331 nucleotides. RefSeq names its product transmembrane and coiled-coil domain protein 3. The record is from RefSeq and is a predicted model, not a curated record. Gene Ontology annotation, cellular component: endomembrane system. Lineage: Eukaryota; Metazoa; Cnidaria; Anthozoa; Scleractinia; Pocilloporidae.